UCAGGUACUUCAUUUUGCUGCAAUGGAGACUUGAGUCACGUUGAACGAGACAAUGGAAAGACUUUAUCUAAAGCUUUGACGUAGAUCUUUUUUUUUUCCAAGUUAUAUUUCGUGUCAACAGCAAAUGAAUGUUUCUUUAAUUCCUAAAAUGCAUCGACAUUGCCACAGGAGGCAAGACGCGCUUCUGUUCCGUUUGCUCGUAUUCCUCGCUCCUUCACUCGUCUUCUCCAUCACAGUGAGUUCUCCAGCAGAGCUCCAUGCAUCCAAAGGAGACACCGUCACCCUGUCCUGCACUUUCACUUCCACCAGUCGACCCACCAGCAAGAUGACCAUCGAUUGGUCCUAUAGACCCCAGACUGGAGGGCCGCCACAGACAUUCUUCCACUUCUCUUCUCGUGCCUUCCCGCCUGCGGAAGGCCAGUUCAGGGGGCGUAUUCAGUGGCGAGGAAGCCCGGCAAAGGGGGAAGCCUCCAUCGUUCUUAUCAAUUCAACACUGAAUGAUAACGGAACCUACACAUGCUCAGUCAGAAAUCCCCCAGAUGUCCACGGGAGCCCAAACUCACACACAGUACUCACUGUCACGCCAAAAACACCCACCAUUCGCUUCUCGGAUAUUGGAGUGCUCCUUUUUUUCAUCCUCAUCCCUUCCGCCAUCAUUGCCCUCGUUCUGAUUGGUCAAAUGUUCUGCCCCGAGAGAGAGCGCAGCCAAUCCAAGGGCUACAGAUCAGCCAUAGAGGUCGCGGAUGGAGAGGAGAAUGACAACGUUCACGUGGUGGACAAAUUCAAGGCAGCCACAUGUUGUGACGUACUAAUGACGGACUCAGAGAGUGAACACGAGUAUCACCACAUGAAAUCUGCCACUGAAGGUUAUGCAGAGUCAAAGUGCUAGAGUCCCCCGACUCCCUCACUUUGUAGAUGCCAAAACCUGCCGAGGCCUUUUACAGGGGUUGUACUGAAUGAAAAUCAAUGUUGAAUUAAUGUACGUGUCAACCUCACAGUAGGCCACUUUGGUAAAAUGCACGUGAUAUUGUGAAGGAGAUAUAUUUUGUCUAAUUUAUUGCACGUGUCAUAGCUGCUGAUGUCUUAUUGCGCUUAUUGUUGUGUCAAAACACAUUUGGUAGUAAAAUAAAGACUUUUUUUGAAUGCCACUUAAAAUGAUCGUGACUGUACAUAAUUUGUAUUUAUAGGGCAUCAUUUUUUAAUUUUGCAAAGUUGUGCUUUUUUUUAAUGCAGAUGCUCUUGCCAGAUUUAUAUUUUAGAAACUUUUGCUACCGUACAUUUUUUAAUGAACGCGUGAUUUUCGCUGAAUGAAGAAACAACCCAGACUUUUGAGUGAGAUAGAUAUUUGGAACAAUAUCUGCCUAGGCAGUCUGUUGGUAAAGUAUACAGCUGUAGUUUCCUCUUCUUUCUGUUUGUUCUGUUGAACUGUUCAUGAAUGGAAUCUCUUUCAAUAUUCAUGACUCUUCCUGAGGAUUCCUUUAAAUAAAGUUUCAAGGACAGACUGGAGUUGUAUAACAUUAAAAAGGCCUAGUAAAAGUGCAGAAAAAGCAA
Molecule: messenger RNA, 1551 nt
Organism: Syngnathus typhle (broad-nosed pipefish)
Lineage: Eukaryota; Metazoa; Chordata; Actinopteri; Syngnathiformes; Syngnathidae
Gene: mpzl3
Product: myelin protein zero-like 3
Exons: 6
Coding region: 125-889 (254 amino acids)
Cellular component (GO): membrane
Source: RefSeq, a predicted model, not a curated record